CAAUAACACUGUUUAAUGGUUCAGGUCAAAACAUGGGCAGAACUGUUAAACAUCUUCUGCACCAACGGAAAACUUGAGCUGGAACUGAUGUACAAAGUUCAGAUGCAAUGCUAUGAGGAUGCUAAGCUGAUGAAGCUCUUUCCAGAGAUCAUUAGGUCUCUCUAUGACCAGGAUGUGCUUGCCGAGGACACAGUUCUUUACUGGUUCCGCAAAGGAACAAACCCUAAGGGCAGGCAAACUUUUGUGAAGGCUCUGGAGCCAUUUGUGAAGUGGCUGGAAGAAGCAGAAGAAGAGGAAUGAAGUUGCAGCCUACGGUGAUG
This is a messenger RNA of Pistacia vera, 320 nucleotides long. RefSeq names its product basic leucine zipper and W2 domain-containing protein 2-like. The record is from RefSeq and is a predicted model, not a curated record. The transcript is spliced from 2 exons. Lineage: Eukaryota; Viridiplantae; Streptophyta; Magnoliopsida; Sapindales; Anacardiaceae. Bases 16 to 300 code for a protein of 94 amino acids. Gene Ontology annotation, molecular function: protein binding. Gene Ontology annotation, cellular component: membrane; cytoplasm.